GUUCAAACGGCUAAGAUCAGUUCGGUUCGGUUCGGAACGGUGAGUCUAGAAAAGCGGUAAAAGUGUACAGAAAAACAACAGCUACACACACACACAUCUUUAACUCAAUCAAUUCUGGUUUAAAAACAAAUCUCAUUUAAAAACAAAAGAAAAAACAAACUCGUUAAAAAUGGUGGAAACAGUAGUUACCGUUGAACGCAACACUACCACACAAACAUCUACGCCCGUUGGCGGCGGUGGACUCAGCGCAUUAAAAAUCAAUAUCGGCUAUUUUCAGACACCGCCUGGCAUAUUGAAACUCGUGCAGUUCGUGUUCGGCAUAAUUUGUAUGGCCCUUGCUUCACCUGCCUACAUCGCCGCCACGUCAUUCUUCCUAUUCGUGGUUGUAAUCUCGUUCAUUGCGACAAUUUUGUGGAUUUUCGCUUAUCUGCUGGGCAUACGUGAAGCUCUCAAUGUGGCCGUCAAUUGGAUUUUCACAGAAUUGAUCAACACUGCGAUCUGCACUCUUUUGUACUUUAUUUCGUUCGUAGUGCAAUUGGCCAAGUGGUCCGGCUAUCCAAGUUCUUGGGGCUAUGGCUCGAAUAUUGCGGCCGGAGUCUUUGGUUGCUUCAACUUUUUGGCCUACGCUGCUGGCACAUAUUUCUUGUAUUUGACGCACAGGAGCGGUGCAAGUUAUUAGACAAAUCAAAAGAACAAAAUUAAGGAAACAAAGAAAAUAAUUAACAAUAAUAAUACAAAUAUAAUUAUAAAAUUUGCAAAGCAGAAAAAAAACAAAAACAAUACUAGUAGCUCACCUCAUAAACUUAUAUGUAUGCAUACCACCAAAAGCACUGAGCACAAUACUUCAUAGCAACAACAACAA
This is a messenger RNA of Anastrepha obliqua, 862 nucleotides long. RefSeq lists its product as uncharacterized. NCBI's taxonomy places the organism in Eukaryota, Metazoa, Arthropoda, Insecta, Diptera, Tephritidae. The transcript is spliced from 4 exons. The record is from RefSeq and is a predicted model, not a curated record. Gene Ontology annotation, cellular component: membrane. Bases 170 to 679 code for a protein of 169 amino acids.